This is a messenger RNA of Stereum hirsutum FP-91666 SS1, 981 nucleotides long. RefSeq lists its product as uncharacterized. The transcript is spliced from 3 exons. The record is from RefSeq and is a predicted model, not a curated record. Lineage: Eukaryota; Fungi; Basidiomycota; Agaricomycetes; Russulales; Stereaceae. Bases 1 to 981 code for a protein of 326 amino acids.
AUGAUUCACAAUGUCGGUGACCUGACUAUUCAGAACAAGCCGAAGGAAGAGCCUGCUCUCGCUCUUCAUAUGAAUCUAGGGAUGGAGUUCGGAGUCCGAAAGAACCACGGGUCCAAGAUGCAGCUUAGGAAAGGAGAGAGUAGCGCUGCCAAAUUACGGCUCAUCACCAUCCUUCGUACUAUUGUUCCUCUGCACAUGCUAAGUUCGUUUAUUCUGUGUUGUACCAGUGCCGGAGAACACGGCUGUUCUCUCAACGAUCCUUCUCGCAUGCUACCCGCGAUUCAUGGUGCAAAUACUGACAUUCAAGUCCUUUUGUCUUCUCUGCAAGCUGCCCACGAAUACGAAAUGGCCAUCUCCGAUGAUAUCAACCACUCGAAGUCCAUGAUAGUGAAUAUUUCCAAGUUCAACCCUCUACCUUACAGCAACGCACACAGCCCACCCAUGGGCCUCACCGCCGCAACAGAACCUUCGCACAAUCUCCACGAUUGGAUACUACUCUUAAGUAUGACGAAGGCAACAACAAAGAACGGAGGCGAGAAUGAAGAACGGAGGUAUGACCUAGAACUCGAACGAAACCAAAAGUAUGAACAAAAGCACGACCCAUCACUGUCCCGUACUGCAGCCCCACGCUAUCAGGAGGCCAGAGUCAGAACAAACCAUGCGGUGACGCAUGCAUGGAUGUAUGCCUGUAUGCUUAUGAGUGCCGUCAUCGGAGAGCUUGACUGGAAUGGCUCAUGGCCGAACGAAUAUCUCAUUAGCACCAGCACAAGGACAAAACAGUUGAAGUAUAUGGAUCCAAGGCUCAAUGUCCUAUACAUCGCACAAAGCUCGAAGUAUGAGGCGAAGCAAAAGCUAGAUGUCUCAUACCGAGCAAGGCCCAUCCGCAGUCCGAGCUUCUGCCAAACUUUGAGUCUCGAACGAACGCUCAAAGGCUCGGCCGCCCGAACGCCUAGGCGCGACUACGAACGCCCGAACACUUAA